Trichosurus vulpecula (common brushtail) is the source of this 1222-nucleotide messenger RNA. RefSeq names its product mitochondrial ribosomal protein L19 (gene MRPL19). The coding region runs from base 19 to 837 and encodes 272 amino acids. Gene Ontology annotation, molecular function: structural constituent of ribosome. Gene Ontology annotation, cellular component: ribosome; mitochondrial large ribosomal subunit. Lineage: Eukaryota; Metazoa; Chordata; Mammalia; Diprotodontia; Phalangeridae. Gene Ontology annotation, biological process: translation. The record is from RefSeq and is a predicted model, not a curated record. The transcript is spliced from 6 exons.
CUUCCCGAACCUGGAAACAUGGCGGCGCCCACGGGCCUGGCGUCUGCACUCCUCCGCCUCCGUCUCGGGGCCGCGCCGCACGUGCCCGCCUGCCGUUGCCUCUCUGGCCCAGGGACCUUCCAGCCGCCCCCCAAGCCCGUCAUUGUGGACAAGAGACAGGAACCUGAGCAGGAGCGUAGGUUCUUGAGCCCCGAGUUCAUCCCUCCGCGGGGUCGGACAAACCCGCUCAAGUUCCAGCUGGAACGCCAGGACAUGCUGCAGAGGCGCAAGGUUCUCCACAUCCCCGAGUUCUACGUGGGGAGUAUUCUGGCCGUCACCUCCUCGGACCCUUACGCCAAGGGGAAAACCAGCCGCUUUUUGGGCAUUUGUACACAGAGGUCGGGCAAGGGCCUGGGGGCCACCUUCGUGCUGCGCAACAUCAUCGAGGGCCAAGGGGUCGAGAUCUGUUUCGACCUGUACAGCCCACGCAUUCAGGAGAUCCAGGUGGUCAGGCUGGAGAAGCGCCUAGACGACAACCUCAUGUACCUCCGUGAUGCCCUCCCUGAGUAUAGCACUUUCGAUGUGAACAUGAAGCCCGUGGCUCUGCCCCCUGGCCAGGAGGUGCCUGUGAAUGAGCUCAAGGUCAAGAUGAAGCCCAAGCCGUGGUCCAAGCGAUGGGAGCGUCCCAAGUUCAACAUCAAGGGUAUCCGCUUCGACCUGUGCCUGACUGAGGACCAGCUGAAGGAGGCCCAGAAGUGGAGCCAGCCCUGGCUCGAGUUUGACAUGAUGAGGGAGUACAACACGUCCAAGAUUGAGGCCAAGAUAUGGGAGGAGAUACAGGCCUCUCGAAGGUCCUGAGGUGGUGACCUUUGAGACACCACAUGAGACAGCCUCCUGCUCCCAUCCCCUGUGGGGUCAGCUGGCUUCAGAGGCCAGGUCUGUGCAGUGGGUGCCUGCCAUCCCUCACACUCUGACCUCCUGCCUCAGCCCACUCCCCACCCUCCUCUGAUGGAGGGCAACCAUUUGGUCCUCUCAGAGGAUGUGAGGAAGGCUUUUUUAUUGGCCAGAAUGUCCAUCUUGACUUGACUCCUCCCAUUCUGGAGCCAUGGGCCCUCCAGGACCUGGGAAAGUGAGGACCUGGGUUCACUGUGCAUAUACCCAGCACACUGACUGAUGCCCCCUACUCCCUGAUGAACUUGUGGCGCGCACACGAACAGCACAAUAAAUGUUUAUUGAGCAUCUA